AUGGUGAUUCGGGGCCGGGACUUCCUCCAGGAAAGAGGACAGCUGUCUGCGCGGCUGUCUCCCUGGACCUGCCUGCCAGGUUGCACAGGCCUGGCUUGUGGGCACUUCUCGGCAGCUCUUCUGCCCAUGACUCUCCCACCUUCUUUGGAGAUGUGCCCAGGUCCACCCACCACAACCUCCCUGAGCUGCUUUCAGUUCCCACUUGCUUCUUCCAGUUUAUGUAGGUGGAGGGUUUCUUGCAACCUUGAGAAUUUUAUGCUUUUUUUUUUUUUUAAAGCUGUUUCCCCCCUAAAUAGGGAGAACUCUGGUAUUAGUGCUUUUUAA
Pipistrellus nathusii (Nathusius's pipistrelle) is the source of this 324-nucleotide messenger RNA. NCBI's taxonomy places the organism in Eukaryota, Metazoa, Chordata, Mammalia, Chiroptera, Vespertilionidae. The record is from the annotation of a GenBank genome assembly.